AUGCCGAACUACGGUGGGACGAUGGUCCAUCGACAGCUGCGCGUCAACAACCAGCCAGCAGUAAAAAAAGAAGACAGGGAAAGACCAAAAGUGUCUCUGAAUAAAUCAGCCAUUAUUCGGAGGCUUGGAGCACUGGAGUCAUACCAGAUUGCUCUCCAAACCCUCGAUCUGAUCCGGAGCAACGUCGUAUCCUGCCGCUUUGUGUUGCCAAAACGGCUUGCUCCCACUGCCAGACAUCAUGACUUGGUGAACGAAUUCGAACGAGCCGUUGCGCGCGUCGUGCUGACUCAUCCACACAUGCAAGUGGGCAUCGCAGGCGCCAAAACCAGCACGCCAUCGUGGGUUCGUCUCGACAGCAUCAACCUCGGAAAAGUGAUCAAGUGGCAAACGGUCAAAGGCGGCGAUGAUGCUUUCCAGAAGGAAUUUCAGCAGACGCUAAACCGCGAGGCUGACACCAGGUUCAUCAAGUUCCGUGUAGAGCCAGGAUGGCGUAUCAUGGUUCUUCGCUCGGAGGCUGACACGUCUUUCAUCGAGAUCCUCCUAAUGUUCAACCACACUCACCUCGACGGUGUCAGCUGCAAGAAUUUUUACCGGGAGCUCCUCACACACCUCCAUGCGUCCGCCUCGGGCUUGCACGGCUCCCCACAAGCAAGCCACAACCCGUUCCUGAUCGACCACAUCCUUACCCUAUCACCCACGUCUGCCUUGGUCGCCAGCCUCCCGCCGCCUCCGGAGUACAUCCUCCCUUUCCCCGUCGACCCAACAGCGUUCGAACACUUUUUCAAGCACGAGAUUCAAACCCCCUCUUCUCAGUAUCCGCGCAACGUUGCAACCCAUGCACACUGGGCCCCAAUCCAGCUUACCAGCCCUGACACAGUUCCAUUCAGGAGCCAAAUCCGCACCAUGACAUUUCCAGCGAACAUUUCGGAGGAGCUGGUACAAGCCUGCCGGAAACAGGGGGCGACAUUGACGGCGCUAUUGCACGGUAUUGCACUCGUUUCGCUGGCCCCCUUGAGAGAACUCGUGGCGAAAGCCGAUGCCUUUGCCUUUUUGACGCCGAUGAAUAUCAGAAGAUAUUUGCCCUCUCCUUAUUCGAAAGGAAGGACUGGCUGUGUCAAGAACAGAUUGGACGCCGAAACUGCCAUGGGGAAUUACGUGACAAUUAUCGAGCACGUGGCGGAUGAAGAGCUUGUCGGCCGGGUGCGGCGUACCUUGACGGAGUCCAAGUACGUGUCAGGUUGUAACUUUCAGCCGAACCCGAGGGCAGCGGAGGCAGAGGAGGUGUUAUCUGAGGUGCACGACUUGAUCUUCGUCGCCGCACGCCGCGUACGGGCGGACCUCACGGCCAAGAGCGAAAGCUGUUCUCCGCGAGGCCUGGAAAACGACAUGAUCGGCUUUGUAUCGCGAGGGGUCUCGGACUGGAGAAAACAGUUGCAAGAGGAAGUGCAGAGACCGAGGAAGUCGUCGUGGGUGGUGAGCAAUUUGGGGGCCGUGGAGGGAAAGCCGUUCUGUACCUUGGAGGAAGGUCAGGAGGAGAAGGAGGAUGGAUGGUCCAUAACGCGUAUAAGCAUGACGCUGUGUGCCAAUGUGGUAGCGUCUGCUUUUGGGAUCGCGGUUGCGUCGGUCAAAGGAGGGGACCUGGUCGUGUCGGUGAGUUGGCAGGAGGGCGUGGUGGAUGAGAAGGUAGGGGACGCGUUCGUGGUGGCAAUGGAGAAGUGGUUGCGACUGUGGAAGGUUUGCAGUGACUGUAACUAG
Messenger RNA from Neurospora hispaniola, 1755 nucleotides. Its product is annotated as alcohol acetyltransferase-domain-containing protein. Bases 1 to 1755 code for a protein of 584 amino acids. Lineage: Eukaryota; Fungi; Ascomycota; Sordariomycetes; Sordariales; Sordariaceae. Gene Ontology annotation, molecular function: N-acetyltransferase activity. The transcript has 3 exons. The record is from RefSeq and is a predicted model, not a curated record.